CGCACGCACGGAGACUUUCCCGUGGCUGGAGACUGCAGGCGAGAGAGCUCGGUCACGCCGUCCUCUGCCUCGGGGAGCCCAAGUUGGCUCCCAGUCCAGUCUCUGCCACCGGCCCUGAGACAGGGGUGUAGGUUGCUCUGAACACUGGAAAUGCGAAGCUCCAUGCUGUGCGAGAACGUUCUGUCAGCCUUCCGAGGAGCUGAGGAGCCGUGGGGGCCCAGGAGCCCUGCCUGAGCUGCCAAGUAGCCCAGUUCCUCCCUCUCAAGCCUAACUUCCAUCUUCUCUUUCCCUGUCUCCGUGUUUGUCCCUCUCGCUGUCUGUCUGGCUCUCUCCCUCCCCGCCUGGGGCUGCAGAACCGCAUGCACGAGUCUCUCAUGCUCUUCGACUCCAUCUGUAACAACAAGUUCUUCAUCGAUACCUCCAUCAUUCUCUUCCUCAACAAGAAAGAUCUCUUUGGUGAGAAGAUCAAGAAGUCACCUCUGACCAUCUGCUUUCCUGAGUACACAGGCCCCAACACCUAUGAAGAUGCCGCCGCCUACAUCCAAGCACAAUUUGAAAGCAAAAACCGCUCACCCAACAAAGAAAUUUAUUGUCACAUGACUUGUGCCACAGACACGAAUAAUAUCCAGGUGGUAUUCGACGCCGUCACUGACAUCAUCAUUGCCAACAACCUCCGGGGCUGCGGCUUGUACUGACCUCUUGUCCUGUAUAGCAACCUAUUUGACUGCUUCACGGACUCUUUGCUGUUGACGUUGAUCUCCCGGUAGCAUGACCUUUUGGCCUUUGUAAGACACACAGCCUUUCUGUAUCAAGCCCCUGUCUAACCUACAACCCAGAGUGACUGACGGCUG
Molecule: messenger RNA, 851 nt
Organism: Physeter macrocephalus (sperm whale)
Lineage: Eukaryota; Metazoa; Chordata; Mammalia; Artiodactyla; Physeteridae
Product: guanine nucleotide-binding protein G(o) subunit alpha-like
Exons: 3
Coding region: 360-695 (111 amino acids)
Biological process (GO): G protein-coupled dopamine receptor signaling pathway; adenylate cyclase-modulating G protein-coupled receptor signaling pathway
Cellular component (GO): heterotrimeric G-protein complex
Molecular function (GO): GTPase activity; G protein-coupled serotonin receptor binding; G-protein beta/gamma-subunit complex binding
Source: RefSeq, a predicted model, not a curated record